CAGGAUACUACAUUGAGAUGUCUUCUUGAUUCUACAAAGACUUUGUUGAGAAGUUCUGUCCUGACGACUUAUAAUGGCUUCUAAUAUCAUUGUGGAGCAACAGUUUUCACACAAAUUCACAGUGACGGUAGUUCAAGCUGAGCGUGUCACCAAGGGAGCGCUGGGUGACCUGUUGGACACCCCAGAUCCAUAUGUGGAGCUCUUCAUUCCCACGGCCCCAGAGAGCAGGAAGAAGACCCGACACAUCGACAACGACAUCAACCCAAAAUGGAACGAGACCUUUCACUUCAUCUUAGACCCAAACCAGCAGAACGUCCUGAAGAUAACAUUAAUGGACGCCAAUUAUGUGAUGGAUGAGACUCUUGGGACGGCUUCCUUUGAAAUCUCCAAACUCAGUGUGGGCCAGAAAAAGAUGGAGGCUUUCCGCAUCGGCAAAGCAACCAAAGUGUAUUUAGAGAUGUCCCUGGAGAUCUGUACUAAACUGGACCUGCGGUUCAGCCUGGCCCUGUGUGACAAAGAGAAGCAGUUCAGACACGAUCGCAGAGAACGAGUGAUGCUGGCCAUCAAGAAGCUGUUACACAUGGAAAAGCCUCGCUUCCUCCCCAGCUCACCAGAAGAGGUGCCAGUCAUUGCCAUAGCCGGAUCAGGAGGUGGUUUCCGUGCCAUGGUGGGCUUCUCAGGCGUGAUGAAGGCUCUGUUUGAGUCCGGGGUCCUGGACUGUGCUACCUAUGUCGCUGGCCUCUCUGGAUCCACCUGGUACAUGUCCACUCUGUACUCCCACCCAGACUUUCCAACAAAGGGCCCAAAAGAGAUCAACCAGGAGCUGAUGAAGAGAGUUAGCAGUAACCCGCUGAGGCUAUUGCUGCCCAAACACAUUACAAACUACAUCCAGGCCCUGUGGACCAAGAAAGCCGCAGGGCAGCCUGUUACCUUUACUGAUAUCUUUGGUAUGCUAAUAGGAGAGACACUUAUACCUGCGAGGAUGGACCUCAAGCUAAGUGACAUUCAGGAGAAAAUUAACCAGGCUCAGAGUCCACUUCCUCUCUUCACAUGUCUCCAUGUCAAGCCAGACGUCUCUGAGCUCAUGUUUGCAGACUGGGUGGAGUUCAGCCCUUAUGAAAUUGGGAUGGCAAAGUAUGGCACGUUCAUGACUCCCGACUUGUUUGGAAGCAAGUUUUUCAUGGGAACUGUGGUCAAGAAAUGUGAAGAAAACCCUCUCCAUUUUCUAAUGGGUGUGUGGGGCAGUGCCUUCUCAAUUCUGUUCAACAGAGUGCUGGGGGUGAAAGACACAGCAGGUGGCAGCACUAUGGAGGAGGAGUUAGAGCAGAUCAAACCGCAGCACAUCGUUGGAGACGACAGUCUGGACAAUGAGGAAGAGCCACGCAGUAGUGGCACCGAGAACCAGGAGGCAGAAGACGAGUACUACCGCAAAGCUCAGAACAGCUGGGCCCAGCGAAUGCUCACAUCGUUCCUGGGUGAUUCGGCCCUGUUCAACACAAGAGAGGGCCGGGCUGGCAAGGUGCAUAAUUUCAUGCUUGGGCUGAACCUGAACACCAGUAUGCCUUUCUCCCCCAUCAGUGAGGUUACCUACAGGGCAGUUACACCGGAGGAAGAGGUGGACGCCGUCACUGACCCGGAUGAGUUUGAUCGUAUCUAUGAACCUCUGGAUGUGAAGAGUAAGAAGAUCCAUGUGGUGGACAGUGGCCUGACCUAUAACCUUCCAUAUCCACUCAUCCUGCGGCCCCAGCGAGGCGUCGACCUCAUCAUCUCCUUUGACUUUUCAGCACGACCAAGUGAUUCCAGCCCUCCGUUUAAGGAGCUUCUGCUUGCAGAAAAGUGGGCUCGAAUGAACAAACUCCCAUUUCCUAAGAUUGAUCCCAAGGUUUUCGAUCGUGAGGGCCUAAAGGAAUGUUAUGUCUUCAAACCGAGGAAUGGGGAAAAGAACUGUCCCACUGUCAUCCACUUUGUUCUGGUCAACAUCAACUUCAGGCAGUUUGUAGCGCCUGGAGUUCCCAGAACAACUGAGAAGGAGCAGAAUUUGGCAGAUUUUGACAUAUUUGACGACCCUGAGACGCCAUUCUCCACGUUUAACUUCAAGUACUCUAACGAGGCCUUCACACGGCUGCAUGACCUCAUGGAGUUCAACACUCUGAACAACCUCGAGGUGAUUAAAGAGGCCAUCAAAGACUGCAUCGUGUCUCGGAAGGAGAACCCCUCGUGUCUGUCUUUUCCCAUCACCCUCAGCGAGCUCCAGAAAAAGAGAUCUUUCAAAAGAAAUUCUCGAGCAAAACCUGCAAAUCACCUCACAAGUGAUCUGUAAGGCGAAGACUUUGCAUAGAUGGACUUUAAAAUAGUUUUAAAAUCAUGCAUUUUCUUUUUGGAAAAUGCUACUUUUGUUUGUUUUAUGUGUAUAAUUUCAGCCUGGAGGUUUGCGAUAGAUAGAUCUUUAUCAUCGUUGCAACUUAUACAACAAACUUCAGAUUUUUUCUUCGGAAAUAUGUUUAAAUCUCUUAAAAGGACCACAAAUCAGGAUGCACUCAUAACUUAACUUGCACAGAUUUAACAGCAGAGAAAGUUUUUUUUUCUGUUGCUGUUUAUUCAUAUUUUUCUUUUGCUUUUUUUUGCUGGCUGAGAGGGAACAGACUAAAUGAUGAAAAUCGAGGUGUGAAAAACUCGACAAGGUGCCUGCUCGCAGUUGUGCUGCCGGUAUACACGUAUAUGUUUAAUUUUACUGCAUUUUUGAAUGAAAUUGCACAAAUCGGAGUUAAAGCAAAUACCUUUUUGCGUAAUUUCGUGCACCCUCAACUAAAUGUGCACACUGACUUUUGCUUGCAUCCUUAUGUUGACUUCAUAUGCAUUUUUACUUGUGCAAAAAGCUGCUUUAAGUUGUUUGAAUGCACUAUCGUAACUGUUUAACAUAUUUAAAGUAUAGCAACACAAAAUGGAAAUGUCUUCUUUUUUUCUUCUUCUUCUUGCUGGACGGCUUGUCUAAACAUGUAAUCUUGUUUGGAAACAUACAAGAGGAGUUCGUAACCAUCGGUUUUGUUUAAUGGUAACUCCUAAACAUGCGAAGUACUCCCCCACCGCUGGAUACUUCAAACAUCUGGAUGAUGUUUACCUGCCUACAGGGCAGGAGAUCCCCUAUAGGGAGUGUCUCACGGGAAAGCGACCAUGUUGGACAAACAAAACUUCACACCAUGGCAACGGCCCUCUGUUGGGAUAAAGGUGUGUUUAUUUUCCUGACCGUGUUGGUUCAGGCUUCCUUUCUGACAAGACUUGUUUUUGCUGAAGCAUUUCCGCUCCUCGAUUAACUGCGGGAGUCCUCCAACGCCCCCAGAGGACUAAGUGCAGCUUAGCCUGGAGCGAGGGAAUGCUGGGUGGAGUGAUGAGUGCGGCGGUGCAGUCACGAGACAGUUUUUUUAUGAUCUUUAAAGUGGUGGCUCUCCGUGGAAUGUUGCACACUACACCUACACCUGCAGCAUUGGACUCCUGGAAUCUGACACACUACACCUCGCCCUGCAGGGGCCCAAAGGCCGCACGGAGAGCAGUGGAAUUUUACACAGAAGCAACUCCGAGCCUGAUGUGCUCCGUUUUCAGUCCUGCUGUCAGCAAGAAACUGAGAAAACAGUUUUGCUGCAGGCCGGUAGACUUUUUUUUUUUUUUUGUAAUGUGUUAAAUCGUUAGCUGUAUUGCCAAACAUCAUAUCUGGGUGGAGAAUAGAUCCAAUUACUUUUUCAGCUGGAGGGUGUAAGUACUGGGUUUGACAGUCAAAAUUUUAUAAAAGGUUUUAUGUUGUUGUUGUUUGUUUGUUUGUUUGUUUUUUGCAUUGCAAAAUUGAUCAUUUUCUGUGGUCAUCUCAUUAGCAGACUGAUUUAACUUUAUGUAUCUGAUAAUAGAGAGUUCAAUACACAACAAAAAAACAUGUUUUUGUGUUAUUGUUUUUCUGGGUGGGGUUGCCCACAACAUUUCUCAAACUCAGAACUUUCUGCGUUUUCGUUUAUGCCAAGUUUGGAGCUAAAUUAGGGACUGCUUGAACUAUCCUGAAUAUGAUGUUUUGCAGUGAGUUACUUGGUCUCGGUCACAAUGUGCCACAAGAUUUCGAAUCAUUUGAAAAAUUAACAACAAUACCUUCAUGUCCAAGGCUGUGUAAUGGUUCAUUUAUUCAUUCUCCAUCCCUGUUUAUUCCUUGUUGGAACCUGUCCUAGCUGCCACUGGGUGAGAGGCGGGGUACACCCUGGACAGGACGUCAGUCUAUCGCAGGGUCACCAUACCAGUUCAAGGGACAAAAAUUAAAUGUUUUUUAAUGUUCCAGAACAGAAACUUUAAAAACAAAAUAAUGGUAAACAAUUAAUAACAUUAGUUUUAUUUUAUUUUUUUUUAAGUUAACACCCUGUUUACACCGAGUCCACAACCAAGUUGUGAUUAAAAAAUAGUGGUCAGGGCUUUCCUUAUGUGGGAUAUGUUAACUUUGAAAAACAUUUAAAAUAAUGCUCUACUUUUUUGACGUUUUAAGUAUAUUUCUGUUCAUUAUAUAAUUAUGUAGUAGUAAUAAUAAUAAUACUAAUAAUUUAUUUAUGUUUUUCAUUUCAUUUGGCAUGAAAACCAUUUCCAUCUCCACUCCAAAAGUGAGUUCUACCACCGCUGCUCACGUUGUCCACCACAUUUGCGUUACUACUGUACAUCCACUUGUAUUUUUAAAUAAAACAUCUGGGUUUUUAAUUUGGCACUUUUUCUCAUGCACAGAUGUAAAAGAAUGAAAAAAAAAACACGUUAGCAGUG
This is a messenger RNA of Thalassophryne amazonica, 4779 nucleotides long. RefSeq names its product cytosolic phospholipase A2-like. The record is from RefSeq and is a predicted model, not a curated record. Gene Ontology annotation, biological process: glycerophospholipid catabolic process. The coding region runs from base 74 to 2320 and encodes 748 amino acids. Gene Ontology annotation, cellular component: Golgi apparatus; nucleus; cytosol. The transcript is spliced from 18 exons. Gene Ontology annotation, molecular function: calcium ion binding; calcium-dependent phospholipid binding. Lineage: Eukaryota; Metazoa; Chordata; Actinopteri; Batrachoidiformes; Batrachoididae.